AUGAGAGCGACCUCUCGUGACCCUCUCAUGGCUCAUUUGGAGAAAGCCCGUGAAAUCGCCAAGAGCCUCGUGGCCGUGACUACAUCGUCCGGAGCAGCUUCUCUCUCUCUUGUGCCUGAAAUGGGUGCAAAGGAUCGAAAUUCCAAGCUCGGAAGCGAGUCAUCUACUGAAUUGACGCAUGGCGGAUCCGUCAGAACUGUGGUUCCUAAUCGA
Molecule: messenger RNA, 213 nt
Organism: Protopolystoma xenopodis
Lineage: Eukaryota; Metazoa; Platyhelminthes; Monogenea; Polystomatidea; Polystomatidae
Source: the annotation of a GenBank genome assembly